UUAUUCUUCCAAUCGUUUCAAGAUAAACACAUCAAGCAAAGUUCCCAGAAUUCUAAUUACAAAUUGAGAAUUGAGUUAGGGUGAACAACCUAAAGUGCAAAUUAGUUGUUAUUCAGCAGUUAUAAAGUAAGGAAAGAUUUGUUUAACAAAUUUGCGAGUGUCUUGAUAAAACCAAUAAAUAAAAACCUCUUUAAAACAAUUAUGACGUGUCAAGGAGGCCGCUAUCGAGGUUGGGAGAGCUGUGCCGGGUUUGCCGGGCCGGGACGAGGCCGAGCUGCAGCAUCAAGAUAUACCUAAACUAUUAGUUUAGCUCGGAGUUUUCAUACACGGUCAACAAUGAUUGACUCUCCACUUUAAAUAAAGUAUUUUUUAGAAUUCAAGUAAUCAGGAUGAAACUGACCAACAUCUGGUCGGAGAUCUCCUCCAUGCUGUACUGGACUAUGCUGGCUGCCUGUACAGUAGGUCCGGGUACAGUUGUAACCUGUGCAAGAGCAGGAGCAGAGUACGGUAUGAGUAUGAUCUGGGCUCUCGUAUUCGCUUCUAUCCUGGCUUACACUCUCCAGGAAGGAACAGCAAGGUUGACCAUCGUAUCCGGGAAGUCCCUUGGGCAAUGUCUAAGGAUGAAGUACAGGAAUGGAGCUAAGAUCUACGAUACCGCCGUUAUCUGCUGGAUGGUUGGCAUCUGUGUGUUCUUCGGGAACACGCUCUACGAGUGCAACAACUGGGCCGGAGGAAUCGACGCUAUUCUUGCCAUACCUGGAGCUACGGAUACAACUCCUCUUCGUGUUGGCUGCUGCGUAGCAUAUGCAGUGCUGGUGCUGGCCCUGCUCUACUGGGACAAGGUUGACAGCCUGGGUGUUGUGCUCGGAAUGAUGAUGAUGGGCAUGGUCUGUCUCUUUCUCGUGGUUGUUAUUAUCAUGGGACUGGACUUCGCAGAGCUAGGACGAGGACUGAUCCCGAAUAUGCCGGAGAAGAAAUCUGAGACUUCAGCAGAACCUGCGGAUAUGAUACUAAGCUUGGUCGGAACUACUUCCAUUGGAUUCAACCUAUUCCUGGGGGGAACCAUGGCUAAGGGAAAGAAGCUUGAAUCCUCCCAGAGAGGAAUAGCUUUCUCCACCAUCUCCGCUCUAGAGGUUUCCGUUCUUAUUCUCAUUGUUGGAGCUGGAACCUAUAACGCCAAUCACGGAGAAGCGUUCUGCAUCCUUACCCUGGCUAACUUCAUCAAGAACUUCAUCGGCGAGAUCGGUGUGUUCGUGUUCUCAAUCGGGUUUAUUGCAGCUGCGAUAAGCUCCAUGCUGGCGGUUCCUCUUGGAGCUGGACUCACUGUUGAGAGUGUGUUUAGUGAGAGCGAGGGUGAACGAGAUGAAACCUGUAUCUCUGACCAUGCUGUACAGAUUGGACUGAUCAAUGAGAAGAAUAUAACUGUGGAUCAGCUUGGAGACGGAACUGAAGCUAAGAUGAAGGAUGAUGAGACCAAGCAACCUCUGACUGGAGAACCUGGAGAAGAUAAGAACCUUGAGAUGGUUGAGGAGGGACGGAAAGCUAAAGAGCUGCCUAGGUUUGUCUACUGGGGAAUCAUCUCAGUAAUGGUUGUUGUAGCGACAUUGGUCAUCAGUCUUGAUGCUCCGCGUACUCACGUGAUUCUCGUGGCCCAGGUCUUUAACGGAUGCUUGCUACCUUUCUUUGCUAUCUGUCUGCUUGUCUGCUUGAACGAUCCGCAGUUUAUGUCCAGCUCCCCCCAACCUGCGUGGGCAAACUGCUUCCUCUUCACAUCCGUAACCAUCACCGUGUUCCUGGCCUCCAACGUGUUCCUGCAGAAGCUGUUUGGUCACCUCCUCUCUGGGGUCUGGAUGAAGAUAGGUUUAGCUGGAGGAUCAGCAGGGUUGGGUAUGCUGGCCUUGUGUAUCUUCACCUCCCUAGGGAGCGACCUUGUCAACUCCUUCAGGUCCUCCAGAGGGGUUCAGACUUGAACAACAAAACUUCGAAUGAUUCUACACUCAAUCAAAAUACAUUAAACCCAUGUUCUCUAAACCUAAAGUAUUUAUGUAACAAUCGUUGCUGUUUGCUAAUAAUUCUUGCAUUUUUUAUAUCUACAGCAAAGCUAUUUACUUCACAUUACAUCAAAUCAAAAACAUGUACUUCCUUAAAAUAUAAUCAAUUUUAAAUUUCAUUUCAUCAACACAUCUUGUAAGCUCCAAUAAUUUUUGUUGAAUUUUUUAAUUCAGGGGUAAAUCUUUUCCAUACAAAACAUAAUACUUUUGCGAAUUUUGUGUUUACGGACUAAGGCAUUGGACUUAAAAAUCUUGAGCUUAUCAUCAAUUUCCAACGAUUUAUUUUUUUUGGCUCCGUCCUUCUUGAAAAAUAUUUACCCCUUCAGUCUUCAUAUCAUUCCUUGUUGUAUGUAAACCAAGGUUGUAUAAUAAGGUUAGUUACUCUAGGUGCGCUUCAAUGUACGAAAAAUGUCGUCUUCUAAGAUAGAUAGUUAAAAACUUCAUAUGACGACAGUUUCGCCUCUAUAAUCAGUGACGUCAUAUGAGCUUUUUAUCUAUCUUUGCUUAGGAGACGACUUUCAGCUGUACAUUGAAGCGCAUCGAGAGUAACAAACCUUAUUAUACAACCUUGGUGUAAACGUUGUUUGCGUUGUACCACCUUGCUUGUACCAGGGCAAGAUUUAAACAGCGAAGAAUCUCUGAAAAGGAGAAACGUGUACACUCUCCAUCAAUUGUACAGUGUAAAGUAAAUGCGGGAAAAGGGAACAGAUGGAAUAUUUUAGCUGAUUUAUGAGAACUUUGUUGAUUAAAAUCUUUUUACAAGGUCGAAAAUCCCUCCUCUCUCCCCUCCAAAGAAAUCCCUCCCCCUUCCCCUCCAAAGAACAAAAAUUGCUCAAACAAUUUCAUGGAAAAAAAAA
Molecule: messenger RNA, 2908 nt
Organism: Eurytemora carolleeae
Lineage: Eukaryota; Metazoa; Arthropoda; Copepoda; Calanoida; Temoridae
Product: divalent metal cation transporter MntH
Exons: 4
Coding region: 390-1970 (526 amino acids)
Biological process (GO): metal ion transport; cellular response to iron ion
Cellular component (GO): membrane
Molecular function (GO): cadmium ion transmembrane transporter activity; manganese ion transmembrane transporter activity
Source: RefSeq, a predicted model, not a curated record